AUGGUCUGGUCCAUUGUUUGUCGAUGGCAAGGGCUGCAUCUCCUGUACCAGCUCUAUUGCCACCCGCCGUUGCGUACACUGUAUUUUCGCUCUCGACCACCGGAUUGGCUGGGUAGCGACAGUUCUGAAGAAGAGUGCAAUCUUACAGAAACUGACCGUCUCGUGGAGCCGAUAGUCACUUCGCAGGGGGAUGUCUCACUUGAUGUUGGUGCGGUAUGUCCUGGUCAGAACCGUCGGUCAUAUCAGCGUUUCUACCAGGCCUUGACCGCGCAGUGGCUGGCGGUAGAGAUGCUGUGGCUAGCCCGAAUUUCUGUAUAUGAUACACCGUCGGAUCAACAUCGCUAUUUCGUGCAGGUAUGGAAGAUAUGGGGCGACAACCGAAGCCGGACACUGCAGGAAAAAUUAGAUGUGCUCGAGAUAUUUGACUUUGUGUGGAGCUUUCUUGGGCGGAAAAGCUUUGAAAGUAUUGCUAGGGAGUGGGACAGGUUGACUGGCGAAUAUACAAGAUUUGAGGAUGGCGGCGACGACUUUAGGAGCGCCCACCGAUCGGGUUGCAUGAGAGCAGUGACCCAGUACCUACGGCCUCCCAACAUUAUCGAGCUCUUUCUAUGCUCCACACGUAGACCUUCUCACUCUUGGAGUAUCAAACGACUUCAGUAUCUCCGUACGCUAGGAUUCUUUGAUGAAAAGAAUGGUAUUUGUCGACGACUGGACGGAAGUGAGUCAUCCGAUUUCCGAUGGUGGUGGUAUUGUCCGGUGAACCUCCUGGAGCAUGACGUGCUUGUGGGCAUACAAACUAGUAUUGACACCAAUUCCUGUCCGGCUUCGGAUAUAGUUUUGGAGUAUGUUUGGGGGACAUAUCGGCACACGGCUUGGGACUUCGAUGCCAAAGGCCACCUAUUCUUUCGGGAGGAGACAAGUGAACGUAUCUUUUCGCGGAUGGCAAAAACACUAGCUCCACAUCUCAGAUCACACCUUUCAAACCUGGACAACGAUGUCAAUGUUCCUGCAGAUUAG
Molecule: messenger RNA, 1017 nt
Organism: Aspergillus nomiae NRRL 13137
Lineage: Eukaryota; Fungi; Ascomycota; Eurotiomycetes; Eurotiales; Aspergillaceae
Exons: 1
Coding region: 1-1017 (338 amino acids)
Source: RefSeq, a predicted model, not a curated record